AUUGCAGAAUAUGUUCUCCUCCUCCAGCCACACUUUGUCACCAACUGCUGCCGAUCUCGCCACCACUGCUUUGUUUCUGAGUACAGACGGUUUUGCUAUGUUGGCCAGGCUGGCCUCGACCACCUGGGCUUAAGCAAUCCUUCCGCCUCGGCCCUGGGACUACAGAAGUGCACCAACCUGCCCACGAUUUUUUUUUUUUUUUUAAAUUAGAAGCCGGGUUUCACUACGUUGGCCAGGCUGGCCUCAACCUCCUGGGCUCAAGGGAUCCACCCACCUUGGCCUCAGGACUACAGGUCAGACUGCUCCUGGUGCCAUGAACAGAGACGACACCUUUGCAAAGAGACCCAGGGAUGAUGAUAAAGCAUCAGAGAAGAGAAGCAAGGCCUUCGGUGAUAUUGCCAAAUACUUCUCUAAGGAAGAGUGGGAAAAGAUGAAAUACUCGGAGAAAAUCAGCUGUGUGCAUGUGAAGAGAAAGUAUGAGGCCAUGACUAAACUAGGUUUCAACGUCACCCUCCCACCUUUCAUGCGUAAUGAACGGGCCACAGACUCUCAGAGGAAUGAUUCUGAUAAUGACCAUAACCGUGGGAAUGAGGUUGAACAUCCUCAGAUGACUUUUGGCAGGCUCCAGAGAACCAUCCCGAAGAUCAUGCCCGAGAAGCCAGCAGAGGAAGGAAAUGACUUGAAGGGAGUGCCAGAAGCAUCUGGCUCACAGAACGAUGGGAAACAGCUGUGCCCCCCGGGAAAAGCAAGUAGCUCUGAGAAGAUUCACGAGAGAUCUGGAUCCAAAAGGAGGAAACAUGCCUGGACCCACAGACUGCGUGAGAGAAAGCAGCUGGUGAUUUAUGAAGAGAUCAGCGACCCUGAGGAAGAUGACGAGUAACUCCCUUCGGGGAUAUGACACAUGCCCAUGAUGAGAAGCAGAACGUGGUGACCUUUCACGAACAUGGGCAUGGCUGCGGACCCCUCGUCAUCAGGUGUAUAGCAAGCGAAAGCAAGUGUUCACAACAGUGAAAAGUUGAGCGUCAUUUUUCUUAGUGUGCCAAGAGUUCGGUGUUAGCGUUUACGUUGUAUUUUUUUACACUGUGUCAUUCUGUUAGAUAUUAUCCUUUUCAUUGAUGAGCAAGACAUACUUAACGCAUAUUUCGGUUUGUGUAUCCAUGCAUCUACUUAAAAAACAAGUAUAGUCAGGUAUUCUCUGCAUAGAACAGCACUACCCUCCUGUCUCCCCAGAUGUGACGACUGAGGGCAGUUCUGAGUGUUUAAUAUCAGAUUUUUUCCUCUCCAUUUACACACCACACAUGCGUGCACACACACACACACACACACUCACACCAAGUACCACUAUAAGCAUCUCCCAUCUGCUUUUCCCCAUUGCCAUGCGUCCUGGUCAAGCCCCCCCCGACUCCGUUUCCUGUUCAGCAAGUACUCCUCUCAUCCGAUUCCCCUGUAUCAGUUACUGACAUUUAAUAAACCUUUGCAAACAUUC
Messenger RNA from Pongo pygmaeus (Bornean orangutan), 1486 nucleotides. RefSeq names its product putative protein SSX6. The record is from RefSeq and is a predicted model, not a curated record. The coding region runs from base 314 to 880 and encodes 188 amino acids. Gene Ontology annotation, cellular component: nucleus. NCBI's taxonomy places the organism in Eukaryota, Metazoa, Chordata, Mammalia, Primates, Hominidae. Gene Ontology annotation, biological process: regulation of DNA-templated transcription. The transcript has 9 exons.